AUGAAGAAAAAAGAAAACUGUUGCAGACAGUAUCACACUUGGGAAAGGAAGACCGAAGAAGUUGUUGAAGCAUUCGGUCAUAUUAGCGGCUCUCAUGAUGAUUUAUCAAAUGGUUCCAGUUGUUUCUAUAGCAUUCUUGGAGUACCACGUAAUGCUGAUGAUGUUGCUAUCCGAAAAGC
Acanthocheilonema viteae is the source of this 179-nucleotide messenger RNA. The record is from the annotation of a GenBank genome assembly. NCBI's taxonomy places the organism in Eukaryota, Metazoa, Nematoda, Chromadorea, Rhabditida, Onchocercidae.